AUGUAUGAGAAGUUAACCAUGCUCAACCUGCAGAGUGGCUCUAACUGGAGCGGGCCUAACAACUGGUACCAUGACCCCACUGGAGUACAGACUCAACACAGCACAGUUUCCGAGGGAUGCCUGCUGGACACGGAAGGCGGCAUGGGAGGAGAAGCGGUCGUCGGGGGAGGCGGAGGAGGAGGAGGCACGGGCCGAGGCGUGCCCGUGGAUAGAGACGAGGGCGAGGAGUCUCAGCUGAGGCUGCAGCUCAAGAGGAAGCUGCAGAGGAACCGUACCAGCUUCACGCAGGAGCAGAUCGAGGCGUUGGAGAAAGAGUUUGAACGAACACAUUACCCAGACGUCUUUGCGAGGGAAAGACUGGCCAAUAAAAUUGAUUUACCUGAAGCCAGGAUACAGGUGUGGUUCUCCAACCGAAGAGCUAAAUGGAGACGAGAGGAGAAGCUGCGUAACCAAAGGAGGUCAGGGGGGGUGUCUUCCUGUUCGCAGAGCCAAGCCCCUCUGACCACUUCCUUUAACACAUCUGUCUACCAUCAACAGCACGGCAGCAGUUCGGGCUCCAUGUUGAGUCAAGCUGAGUCGUCGCUGCCCAGCUACAGCUCGUUGUCAGUCUUCUCGUCUGGAGUCCAGUCCAUCCCUCCGCAGUCAGCCUCCACGUACUCUUGCAUGUUGCCCCCAUCUCCAUCUGCCCCACGCAGCUUUGACACAUCAGCAUACUCCUCCCCUCACCUGCAGGCUGCGCCCUCGGCCAACUCCAACACAGCAGUUGUGAUGGAACUGAUGUGGAUGCUUUUGACUUUGGCUGCAUGCACGUCAGCUGAGCCUGAGCAGUACAGCAGAGCAGUGGAUUGGUUGAGCAGGUAUGGAUAUCUUCCUCCGCCUGACCCACGCACGAGUAAGCUGCAGACCAAAGAGGGCAUUGAGAAAGCCAUUCGAGUCAUGCAGAGAUUUGGUGGCGUGCAGGAAACCGGCGUGCUCGAUGAUGAAACACUGAAGCUCAUGUCAACGCCGCGAUGUUCCCUGCCUGAUAUUGUUGGAAGUGAGGACAUGUUGAAGAAGAGGAAGAGGAGGAAAAGAUAUGCACUGUCGGGACUUAAGUGGGACAAAAGCGAUCUCACAUGGAGCAUUCACAGCUACCCUUCACCUACCCGCUCCCGGUUGGACCCCGCCACGGUGGAAAGCAUCCUGACACAUGCCUUCAAUGCCUGGAGUGAUGCGACUCCUUUGACUUUCAGCAAGCUACUGAAUAGCGGCGCAUCGGGUGGCGACAUCAGAGUCUCGUUCAACACUUUGCUACAUGAUGACGGGUAUCCCUUUGAUGGGCAGGGGGGAACCCUAGCCCACGCCUUCUUCCCUGGCAGGGACGACCUGGCGGGUGACACACACUUUGACGACCAUGAGAUGUGGAGUUAUGGAGGGGACAGCGGCCGCAGCACUGACUUGUUCACAGUUGCAGUGCAUGAGUUUGGCCACGCACUGGGCCUAUCACAUUCCUCCUCAGACCCCUCCAUUAUGAGGCCGUAUUACCAGGGUCCCGUGGGAGACAUCCCCAACUACAAACUGGCUGUGGACGACAGACUGGCCAUUCAGCAGCUUUAUGGCACCAAGGAUGAUGACAAACAAGGUGGUGUUGAUCCCAACCUUCCUCGUUUGCCCAGUACUCCUCCAACCAGACGGAGAAGGCCGUCUGACCCUUCUGUCCAUGACCGCUGUCAGGGGGGAUUUGAUGCCGUGGCCAACAUUAGAGGGGAGGUGUUCUUCUUCAAAGGUGCUAAUUUCUGGAGGACCACGCGAGAUGGAUCACUGGUGUCGCUCAACCCAGCUCAGAUAAAAAAUUUCUGGAUUGGCCUUCCUCCAGGGACGAAUAAGAUUGACGCUGUAUACGAGCGGAAGAGUGACAACAGCAUCAUUUUCUUUAUUGGAUCCCAGUACUGGGUCUUCAAGGACACAGUGGCCAUGAGCGGGUAUCCUCGCCCGCUCUCUGAAUGGGGAAUGAAACGGAAGAGCGGAGUUGUAGUGGACAGGGUGGACGCCGCCUUCAUUUGGGCUCAUAACGGAAAGACCUACCUCUUCAGCCAAGGCGAGUUUUGGCGGUUCGACGAGAGCCGCAAAGGCCAGCAGAUGACCAGGCAGCCGGAGUCAGGUUACCCUCGUGACAACAGCCUCUGGACCGGAGUUCCGUCCCACAUGGAUGACAUCAUUAGCUGGGGCGAAGGUGAUGCCUACUUCUUCAAAGACAACAAUUAUUGGGUGCUCUCAAGCGGCGGAUUGGACCAAGACGUCGUGGAACCAAAAUCCAUCGCUAUGGACUGGCUCCGUUGUCCCGCCCCUCCUCCAACCAUCGUUCCAGGUAGUCCCCACGACCCACACAGAUGCCGCUGUGACCUCAAAGGCUCGUCUUCAUCUCUGACGAGUAACUGGCUCCUGCUGUCUGUUUUACUAGUUGUUAAGGUAAUUAUUAACAAAACAGAAAGUUGA
This is a messenger RNA of Nerophis lumbriciformis (worm pipefish), 2475 nucleotides long. NCBI's taxonomy places the organism in Eukaryota, Metazoa, Chordata, Actinopteri, Syngnathiformes, Syngnathidae. The record is from RefSeq and is a predicted model, not a curated record.